Messenger RNA from Erinaceus europaeus (western European hedgehog), 10670 nucleotides. It is a transcript of the gene MAST4, whose product is annotated as microtubule associated serine/threonine kinase family member 4. Gene Ontology annotation, molecular function: magnesium ion binding; protein serine/threonine kinase activity; ATP binding. Gene Ontology annotation, biological process: intracellular signal transduction; peptidyl-serine phosphorylation. The coding region runs from base 75 to 8012 and encodes 2645 amino acids. The record is from RefSeq and is a predicted model, not a curated record. The transcript is spliced from 31 exons. Lineage: Eukaryota; Metazoa; Chordata; Mammalia; Eulipotyphla; Erinaceidae.
CGCGUCCAGCCUAGGCGCUGAAUGCGCGCCGCGCCCCGCCGCCCGCCGGACUGCACUUUGGGUCCGAGAGCGAGAUGGGGGAGAAAGUUUCUGAGGUGCGGGAGCCGGUGCCCCGCGGCUGCAGCGGCCUCAGCGCUCGGACUCCCGCCUCUGCGGAGGCGCCCGAGUCCUCACCGGGCUCCUCCUCGGGCUCCGAAACUCUGUCGGAGGAAGGGGAGCCCCACGGCUUCUCCGGCCAGCAGCCUCCGCCUCCGCCUCCGCCACCGCCGGGAGGCGUCCUGGCCGCCCGGCCGCCCGUCGCGUGGGCUCCGGCGCGGGUGCUGCUGGAGCUCGGAGUUCCUGCGCCGCCGCCGCUCCGGGGAGGAGCCGCGCCGCCUGCACCUCUGGACAGCAGCGCGUCCCAGGAGGAGCAGGACGAGGAGCUUGACCACAUAUUGUCCCCUCCACCCAUGCCAUUCCGGAAAUGUAGCAACCCAGAUGUGGGGCCUGGUUCUGGCAAGUCACUGAAGUUUAAAAGACAGCUGAGUGAGGAUGGACGGCAGCUGCGGCGGGGGAGCCUGGGAGGAGCCCUGACUGGGAGGUACCUCCUUCCAAACCCAGUGGCAGGGCACCCGUGGUCAGCCUCUGCAGAGACCUCCAACCUUGUGCGCAUGCGCAGUCAAGCCCUGGGGCAAUCUGCACCCUCACUCACUGCCAGCCUGGAAGGGCAGCCUCAGAAGAGCCAUUUCAACUCAGCCCGACAUCGCCAGAGACUAGUGGACCCAGCUGCUUCAAAAAAGGAGCUGAGUCUUCCCAGAAGAGGAAGUCUGAUAGAUUCCCAGAAGUGGCAUUGCUUGGUCAAACGUUGUCGAACAAGCAACCGGAAGAGCUUGAUAGGCAAUGGGCAGUCAGCAGCAUUGCCUCGACCACACUCACCUCUCUCUGCUCAUGCAGGAAAUAGCCCUCAAGAUAGUCCACGGAAUUUCUCUCCCAGUGCCUCAGCCCAUUUUUCAUUUGCUAGGAGGACUGAUGGACGCCGUUGGUCGUUGGCAUCACUCCCCUCCUCUGGCUAUGGAACAAACACACCCAGCUCUACUGUCUCUUCAUCCUGUUCCUCACAGGAGAAGUUGCAUCAGUUACCAUAUCAACCAACGCCAGAUGAAUUACAUUUCUUAUCAAAACAUUUUUGUACCACUGAAAGCAUCGCCACUGAGAACAGAUGCAGGAACACUCCUAUGCGCCCCCGUUCCCGAAGUCUGAGCCCUGGACGUUCUCCUGCCUGCUGUGACCAUGAAAUAAUUAUGAUGAACCAUGUCUACAAAGAAAGGUUCCCAAAGGCUACAGCUCAGAUGGAAGAACGUCUAAGAGAAAUUAUCACCAGCUACUCUCCCGACCAUGUUCUUCCCCUCGCAGAUGGAGUACUUAGUUUUACUCACCACCAGAUUAUUGAGUUGGCACGUGACUGCUUGGAUAAAUCCCAUCAGGGUCUUAUCACCUCCAGAUACUUCCUUGAAUUACAGCACAAGCUAGAUAAAUUACUACAGGAGGCUCAUGAUCGGUCCGAAAGUGGAGAGUUGGCAUUUAUUAAGCAACUAGUUCGAAAAAUCUUAAUUGUUAUUGCCCGUCCUGCUCGGUUAUUAGAGUGCCUGGAAUUUGAUCCUGAAGAAUUUUACUACCUAUUGGAAGCAGCAGAAGGCCAUGCAAAAGAAGGUCAGGGUAUUAAAACUGACAUUCCCAGGUACAUCAUUAGCCAGCUUGGGCUCAAUAAGGAUCCUUUGGAAGAAAUGGCUCAGUUGGGAAAUUACGAUAGCGGGACAGCAGAAACACCAGAAACAGAUGAAUCAGUGAGUAGCUCUAAUGCUUCCCUGAAACUACGAAGGAAACCUCGGGAAAGUGAUUUUGAAACAAUUAAAUUGAUUAGCAAUGGAGCCUAUGGGGCAGUCUACUUUGUGCGGCAUAAAGAAUCCCGGCAGAGAUUUGCUAUGAAGAAGAUUAAUAAACAAAACCUCAUCCUCCGAAACCAGAUCCAGCAGGCCUUUGUGGAACGGGAUAUCCUGACCUUUGCAGAGAAUCCCUUUGUGGUCAGCAUGUACUGCUCCUUUGAAACCAGGCGCCACUUGUGCAUGGUCAUGGAAUAUGUGGAAGGGGGUGACUGUGCUACUUUAAUGAAGAAUAUGGGCCCUCUCCCUGUUGAUAUGGCCAGGAUGUACUUUGCUGAGACAGUUCUAGCCUUGGAAUACCUACAUAAUUAUGGGAUUGUACAUAGAGAUUUGAAACCAGACAAUUUGUUGGUCACCUCCAUGGGGCAUAUAAAGUUGACAGAUUUUGGAUUAUCCAAGGUGGGACUAAUGAGCAUGACUACCAAUCUGUAUGAGGGUCAUAUUGAGAAGGAUGCUCGUGAGUUCCUGGACAAACAGGUCUGUGGCACACCUGAAUACAUUGCACCAGAAGUAAUUCUGAGGCAGGGCUAUGGGAAGCCAGUGGACUGGUGGGCCAUGGGGAUUAUCCUCUAUGAAUUUCUGGUUGGAUGCGUGCCAUUCUUUGGGGACACUCCAGAAGAACUAUUUGGACAAGUCAUCAGUGAUGAGAUCAAUUGGCCUGAAAAGGAUGAAGCACCACCCCCUGAUGCCCAAGACCUGAUUACCUUGCUUCUUAGGCAGAAUCCUCUAGAGAGACUGGGAACAGGUGGUGCAUAUGAAGUCAAACAACAUCGAUUCUUCCGCUCUUUAGACUGGAACAGUUUGCUGAGGCAGAAGGCAGAAUUUAUUCCCCAACUGGAAUCCGAGGAUGACACAAGUUAUUUUGAUACCCGGUCAGAGAAGUAUCAUCAUAUGGAGACCGAAGAAGAAGAUGACACAAAUGAUGAAGAUUUUAAUGUGGAAAUUAGACAGUUUUCCUCAUGCUCCCAUAGGUUUUCAAAAGUUUUCAGCAGUAUUGAUCGAAUAACUCAAAAUACAGGAGAAGAGAAGGAAGACCCUGGGGACAAAACCAAAAGCACAGCAAUGCCAUCCAUUGAAACUCUGAGCUGGAGUUCGGAAUAUUCUGAAAUGCAACAGUUAUCCACAUCCAACUCUUCAGACACUGAAAACAAUAGACAUAAACUCAGUUCUGGCCUGCUUCCGAAACUGGCCAUUUCAGCAGAGAUAGAACAAGAUGAAGCUUCUCCUGGCCCUGGAGACCCCCAUGAGGAGCCAGAGAAACCAGCCCUCCCUCCCUCUGCAGAGUGUGCUCAGGAGGAGCCUGAGGUCACCACCCCUGCCAGCACCAUCAGCAGCUCCACCCUGUCUGUUGGCAGUUUCUCAGAGCACUUGGAUCAGAUAAACGGACGGAGCGAGUGUGUGGACAGUACAGAUAAUUCCUCAAAGCCAUCCAGUGAAUCCACUUCUCACGUGGCUCGGCAGCGAUUAGAAAGCACAGAGAAAAAGAAAAUCUCGGGGAAGGUCACAAAGUCCCUUUCUGCCAGUGCUCUGUCCCUCAUGAUCCCAGGAGAUAUGUUUGCAGUUUCUCCACUGGGAAGUCCAAUGUCUCCCCACUCAUUAUCUUCGGACCCUUCUUCUUCACGAGAUUCCUCUCCCAGCCGAGAUUCUUCAGCUGCUUCCGCAAGUCCACACCAGCCCAUAGUGAUCCACAGUUCAGGAAAGAACUAUGGUUUCACCAUCCGAGCCAUCCGGGUGUAUGUAGGAGACAGUGACAUCUAUACUGUGCACCAUAUAGUUUGGAAUGUAGAAGAGGGAAGCCCAGCAUGCCAGGCAGGACUGAAAGCUGGGGAUCUGAUCACACACAUCAAUGGAGAACCAGUGCAUGGACUUGUCCACACAGAGGUUAUAGAGCUCUUGCUAAAGAGUGGAAAUAAGGUGUCAAUCACUACUACCCCGUUUGAAAACACAUCAAUCAAAACAGGACCAGCCAGGAGAAACAGUUAUAAGAGCCGGAUGGUGAGGCGGAGCAAGAAAUCAAAGAAGAAAGAAAGUCUAGAAAGGAGGAGAUCCCUUUUCAAAAAGCUAGCCAAGCAGCCUUCUCCUUUGCUCCACACCAGCCGAAGUUUCUCCUGCUUGAACCGAUCCCUGUCAUCUGGGGAGAGCCUCCCGGGAUCCCCCACUCACAGCUUGUCUCCUCGCUCUCCAACACCCAGCUACCGCUCCACCCCUGACUUCCCGUCUGGCACUAACUCCUCCCAGAGCAGCUCCCCAAGUUCUAGUGCCCCCAAUUCCCCAGCAGGAUCUGGACACAUUCGACCCAGCACUCUCCACGGCCUGGCCCCCAAACUUGGUGGGCAGAGGUACCGCUCAGGAAGACGGAAGUCAGCCGGCAACAUCCCACUCUCUCCACUGGCCCGGACGCCCUCUCCCACCCCACAGCCCACCUCCCCUCAGCGCUCUCCAUCCCCUCUGCUGGGACAUUCACUUGGCAAUGCCAAAAUCGUUCAGGCUUUUCCCAGCAAAAUGCAUUCCCCUCCCACCAUUGUUAGACACAUUGUGAGACCCAAAAGCGCAGAACCCCCAAGAUCUCCACUGCUCAAGCGUGUGCAGUCAGAGGAGAAGCUAUCCCCCUCCUAUGGCAGUGAUAAGAAGCACCUGUGUGCCCGAAAGCAUAGUCUAGAGGUGACACAGGAGGAGGUGCAGCGAGAACAGUCCCAACGGGAUGUGACACUGCAGAGCCUAGAGGAGAAUGUGUGUGACACACCCUCCCUGAGCCGGGCCAGGCCUGUGGAGCAGGGCUGCCUGAAGCGCCCUGUCUCCCGAAAACUGGGAAGGCAGGAAUCAGUGGAUGACCUGGACCGAGAGAAGCUGAAGGCCAAAGUGGUGAUGAAGAAACCAGAUGAGGUCUCUGAGAAACAGGAACCCCACCAGAAAUCCCAUGCACUUGGAAGUGAUUUGGAAAACCUUCCCACCUUUAGGUUGGAAGAGAGAGAGAAGAAAAUGUACGCCAAGGCUUUAGAAAGAUCAAGUCAUUUUGAAAACAAAGCAGCCACUUCAGAAUCCCAGUCCCUGGGCAGUUUAUUGAAGGAUGCUCUUCACAAGCAGGCCAGCACAAGGGCCCAUGAGGGUAUGACAUCAGAUAGACCCAGUGAGCACAGCCAAGGCACCUGUGAUUUCAAGCGAACCCCCACUCCUGGCAUCAUCCAAGAAGCUGUCUGCCACCUUCCUGACCGGUCCUCCUCUGGGAAAGGUGACAGUACAGAGAAGAACUCCCAGUCCAAGGAAUGUUUCCACUGUGAGAAGUUAGACAGCAAACUGGCCAACAUUGAUUACCUCAGAAAGAAAAUGUCUCUCGAAGACAAAGAUGAAAGCCACAGCCUUGUGCUGAAGCCCAAGGUACCAUCUAGUGCCCAUGAAGGCUUGCCUGGGAGCUCAGUACGGCUUGGGGGAGGCCAGCCAGAGACCCCAGCUACCUCUGACAACAGAGUUUUCAUCAACAGUGCUCUUGCAACCCAGAUGGGUGCCAUCUCUUUUGCCCCUUUGAAGACGGCCUUGACAGCCCGUGUAGACAGUGGAGUUGAGAAGCCAGGCUUGGUUGCUCCUGAGUCACCUGCCCGGAAAAGCCCCUCUGAGUACAAGCUGGAAGGUAGGUCUGUGUCAUGUCUGAAACCAAUCGAGGGCACUUUGGACAUUGCUUUACUGUCUGGACCGCAGGCCUCCAAAUUAGAGCCACUUUCACCAGAGCCCCUCCAGAGUCCCAGCCCAGGCAGUGACAUGGGACCCUCAGUGUCAUCAGCCCUCCCUGGCUGUGGGGUGAAGAAGGGUGAAACUGCAGGUCAGAGAGAAACUUCCCCUGCCAGCUUUAAGGUAACUAAAUCCUAUUUGCUUGAGCCCCGGUUCCAGCCACCCAGCCGGGGUCUCCAGAAUUCACCAGCUGCUCCCCUGCCUGACCUAGAGCUAAAGAGGGACAGGAAAGUUUCUCAUGCUGCCAAGAGCCCAAUGACAGUCACAGAGAGUGAUUCCCAACAGAGGGAGGGUGGCCUCAGCAAACACCAUGAACACAGCCCUGACACUAAGGUCCCAACCUUCCUGGGGCACAGCCUGCAGGGCACUGACCUGGCCAGAUCUCAUGACCGACUCCCACCUGAAGGUGCUCGCUCCAGGGAGAAGCCAGGCCUGAGGGAGUCUUCUGAGAGGGCUUCUUCCACAGCCAAAAGUGAACGCUCUGCUCUGAGGGUUGAGGGCUGCAGAGACACCUCCGUAGAACUGUAUCCUCCAGAAACUGCUAAAACCAGUGACAACUCCAAAAACCUUCCCUCAAUAGGAAGGACCCGCCCAGACUCUUGCAUGCAGACUCAGGCUACAGAGAAAGUGUGGAGGUCUUGUGGGAAAACAAACCUCAGAGAUGGCCAAAAUGAGGUGAGGCUGCUGGCCAGAGAAGACUCCUCCUUGUAUGUAGUGAGUGCUCCUGGAGAGCAAGGGCUGGGCAAGGGGAGAAGUAACCUGGAGGUAAAGCAGGAAGCCCCUCCAGCCAGACGGUCUCUGAUGACAGCCAUGACUGAGGUUGGGAAGAAUGAGAAACUCCCUGGUUUCCCAUCUUUGCAGAAAGAUGGCCCUAAGGAGCCAGAAAAGAAGGAGCAGCCUCUCCAAAGGAACCUCAGCAGCAGCUAUCAGCCCCCACCUGUCACCAAAGAAGCAGCAAACCUGACCUCUCCACAGUCUUGCACCUCCCUGAGCCACUCUGCUGAUCGAGAGCCAGGAAGCAAGCCCUGCACUGCUGAGCCUCGCCCAGGCCUCCAGGACCCAGCUAGACCUGCUGCUGUGCAUGGCGAAAGCAGCAAUCACAAACCCAAGUCUGGCCAUGAUGCUGUCCCUCCAAAGUCAAAGCACCCAGACAGGCCCCUUUUUUCCCAGAAGGUGAAUGUUGGAAUCACCAUGGGCAAAGAGCCUGGCAUUCAGCCCCUUGGUGGCACCAGCCGAGAGGCAAAGGGUAGCAGUAAGGGUUUGCAGGAUGCCUUUCCUGCCACCCCAGACCCCCAGAAAGUGGCCAGUGAUACAGCCAGCCAGGGAGGAAAUGAACCCUUGGCAUCCCUGCACAUUGAAAGGAGUCCUGUAGACACCAAGCCAAAAGCCCCCAGUGGCGGGCGUGCCCUGGAGGUGCUAGAGAAGCCUGCAUAUCUGCCAAGGCAGGGGAACCCAGGGCCCAGUGAGUUGGUAGACCAGAAGGUUCCCACUGGCAGUGAAAAGCAGAGCAUGUCUCCAAAGCACUCUAAACCAUCCACUGUGAAAGAUUGCUCCACUCUGUGCAAGCAGACAGACAAGAGCCCAACUCAACAGGCAACCACCACAGACCGGAAGUGUGAAGGGAAGAAAUGCUCAGAAGCACUUUACCUUCCAGCUGACCGAGGAACACUGGAGGCCAGCUCUUCCCAGGCCCACAGAGAGGCCUGGAUGCAGGGUGCAGAGAAGUCAGCAAUGGCAGCUGGAAAGAGCUUUCCAGAAGCCAAAGGGAAGGGCCCGAGUCCCCAGAAGCCUCUGACAGAGGCAGGCAAGCCCAGUGGCAUGAAAAGAUCCCCCUCAGCCACUGGGCAGAAUUCUUUGCGAUCCACUGCCCUCCCGGAGAAGUCCCUGAGCUGUUCCUCCAGCUUUCCUGAAGCUAGACCAGGAGUUCGAGAAGCCUCUGCAGCUAGCAACGACUCCUCUUUUGCAAAGGCCAAUGGAACUGAGCCCUCCGCCCCCAGCCACAGGGACCAUAGGAAGUCCCUACCUGGGGGGGAUGGCAAGACCCAAAUGACUAAGAGUGACUCUUUACCAACCUUCCGGAGCUCCACUGUGGAGCCACACCAUCCUAACCCAAAUGCAGCAGGGGCAGCUGGCUACCGGGAUAGGGCCUUCUCAGUCACUGCCACCAUAGGAGAAACCAAAGGGAAAGAGCCUGGCCCAGCCCAGCCUCCUCAGACUAAGAAACAGAGUGUGGUCAGAGAAGUCACCAAGCUGUCCCCAGCUCCAAGCACUGACCGCCCCAUUGCCUUUUCUUCUGAGAAGGAUUUUGUAGUUCGGCAGAGGCGGGGGAAAGAGAGUUUGCGUAGCAGUCCUCACAAAAAGACCUCUUAAUGGGAUAGGUCCCAGAGAGGGACUGGGGAGACCCAACCUGAAUGUGUAACUGUCUUGACUACCUUUCAAAACCAGCACUGUGUGGGAAUGUCUACCAGGCAGAGCCUGGAGCCUCAUUGGGGAAGAAAAGAGAAAGAAAAUGCAGAAAGAGAGGACCUUCUUCCAAAUGCCUUCCCAAUUGUAACCGGUAAAACUGUUACCAGAUAGUGUUUGUACAAAAAAAAAAAAAAAAGGAAAGAAAGAAAAAGGAAAAAAGAAAGAAUUACCUUUACAGUUGAGGGUUGUUGAGGAGAAAGAUAUUUCUCUGUAAAUAACUAGCGAUGUGUUUGGUUUUGGAUGUAGAGUCUUUUAACUUGCUGCUGAUUGCCUUGUUUAUUUUUUGUUUUUUGUUUCUCCUUAACGGAGAUCUCUUGCUUUAUCACUUAUCACAAGAUAGUAAUGAAGUAAAAUGGCUCAAGCUAGGUGUGUGUAAAGGUAUAGGUGCACCCACCUUCAUGUAUAUAACAUAUCCACCCACAUGUUUUGGUCUGUGGUUUGAAGCUAUUUCAAGGCUACAAUUUUAUGAGUUCAGGUAUUCUAUGUAGAGCUAAAGAAGAAAGAAAGCUGUCACUAUAGAAGAUUGUGAGGUUUUUUGUUUUUUUUAAUGUAGUUUUUUUUUUUUUUAGUACUGUAAUAGUACUGUAUCUCUCUACCUUUCUCUCCAGAGCUGAAGCAACAACUUCUCUAAUCACUGUAUUUGGAAUCCUUUUCCAUUCGGAAUGGCCAGAACAGACAGAGCUAGCCAUUACCCUUUUAUAGUCAUCGUAAUGGACGUCUUGGUCCUGGGUCCAGCUAUCUCUAAGGCCAAUUGUCCUUGUCUAUAGGUGUGUGUGUGUGUGUGUGUGUGUGUGUGUGUGUGUGUGUGUGUGUGUGUGUGUGUGAGUUGGUCUUCACCCUCGGUAGAGCCGGAGUUCUCAACACAAGUGAACUUUAUUUCUGGUUUCUUGGUUUUUCCUUCUUUUCAUGCUCUUAAAACUCAGGCCUUUAUGCUGUGAGACGCAAGUCUAAGAAGAAGCACAUGUUUUCCUAGUAGCUCUGUACCAGCCCAGCUUCUGAAUAAGAAAUAAAUAAAGAAAAAAGGAAAGUUACUGGUCACACACAAAUUUGUUAGUACUUAAGUUGAGCAGUGAACAUCAGGCAUUUGAAGAGGUUUUGAAUUUUUUUUUUUUUUUAAGAAAUAGAAAGGAGUUGGGUUUUGGCAUCAUGGCAUAUAUAUUGAGAAAUAAUCAGGAUAUCAGAUACAUUUUAAUACAUAGCUGGGGCCUUAUGUUGUAGAUGACGCUUGCUGUUUUUUAGCAAGUUCCUAGGGUUCACAUUCAUUUUUAAUGCAUUGAGUAGCUCCGUACAUUUCAAAGCACAGUCUCUUUAUUUGUAUGCAAAAGCUGUAUUAAUAAAGAGCAGCAUUUUCUAACAAAAACACUUGUUGGAGCUAUUUGGUGCUUGAAUGUGACUGUCCUUUUUACUUUUGCUACGCCUUAUUUAAAUUUUGUAUACCAUGGGAUAUAUGGAAUUUGUCUGAUUAUUUUACUGCUGGGGGGGGGGCGUGUUUUUUGUUGCAGUUUUCCCGGUGACUUGUUUUGGACUAUAAGAUGGCACUUGCUGACAUAAGUACUAAAGCACUAAGAGAAAAUACACACAGAUAAGUAUUUCUCAGAUGUUUGGAACCCAUAGCAGAAUUUUUUGGUUUUACUUUGUCAGAGUAAAAAAUAUACCAACAAAUACUAGUUCAGCAGCACUCAGUCUUCUUCAGGAAUGACUCAGUAUCUUGGCUAUAAAAUUAUUCACCCAAGCACAGUAUUACCUUCCAGCCCUGUGGAUUAUAAAUCAUUCACCAGGGCUAUAAACUCCAAAAACAAAGGCAUAACUUAGCAAACUGCUUGGGAUCUUCCUUUAUUGCAAAAUGACUUGACAAUACAAAAAAAAAAAAAAAAAAAAAGUCUCCUCCUCAAUGUGCACCAGUUUUUUUCCACAUAAUUUCAACCAUCACCCUCACCUCUUCACUAUCUUGUGAAAUUCUAGAUGAAACACAUCUUUUCAAGAACUUGAAUGGGUUUCAGAAGCGGUCUCAACAUUUAUAACUCAUAUCUGUGUUUGGCACUUAUCAAAACCUAGUCCAUCUGCACUCAGACAUCAAGACAGGUCUAUCAGGGAGGUGGUUCGUGGUUUACAGCCCUUUGCUUUUUACCUGUCCAGUUUCCUUUAAAGCACAACUAGCUGCUUGUUUACAGAUAAUAUUUUUAUGUAUAUUUUGUAUAGUGUAUUAUCUAUCUUUUUUUUUUGCCAAAUAUAUUUUUUGUUUGCAUUUCUGGAUGAGUAAAGAGUACUAAAUGUUGCAUCCAUGUAAUAUCUGUUUGUUGUUGUAAACCUCUCCAAUCAGCUGGUAGAAAUUCUCCUGUGUUCUCUUUGGUCAGUCUCCUGUGAUUGUAAGAUGUGCUUCUUGGUAGUAAUCCCAGCUAUAGAUUUACCAGCUUAAAAGUUUGUUAGGAUCUGUGCAAUAAAGUGUUUGCAGUCUUAUUUUCUCUAAGAGACUCCCUAUAGAUGUCAUAAUUGUUGUAUAUUGAACAAAUAUUUAUACUUAUGCAAUUGCAUAACAUUGAAAUAAAAAUUUAGCAUGAAAAA